This is a messenger RNA of Pyricularia grisea, 1314 nucleotides long. RefSeq lists its product as uncharacterized. Gene Ontology annotation, molecular function: FMN binding; oxidoreductase activity. Bases 1 to 1314 code for a protein of 437 amino acids. The transcript is spliced from 2 exons. Lineage: Eukaryota; Fungi; Ascomycota; Sordariomycetes; Magnaporthales; Pyriculariaceae. The record is from RefSeq and is a predicted model, not a curated record.
AUGGCAGGCGACAGCCCAAUGAACAAGCUCAAGCAAGGCGGCGGCGGCGGCGGGCCAUCCGCACCGCAGCCCCAGCGCACACCGUAUUCAGAAUACCAACUAGACAUCUACCGGGCGCGCCUGCUGGAAGGCCGCGGGCCGCCGGCAACGACGGACCCGCGCGGCCUCGAGCAGCAAGCCGGCGAUCACAUGACGCCCGAAGGCUUCGGGUACGUUGCCGGCGGAGCCGGGGCCGAAGAGACGGUUGCGGCGAACCGAGCGGCGUUUGGGAUGUGGCGGCUCGUGCCGCGCCUCCUCCGGCCCACGGCCCCGCGCAACCUGGGCGUCGAGCUGUUCGGGACCCGGUACGACACGCCCGUCAUCAUGGCGCCCGUCGGCGUGCAGGAGGCGUACCACCAGGACCGCGAGCUGGGCACGGCGCGCGCGUGCGCCGCGCUCGGCGUGCCGUUUUGCGUCAGCACCGCCGCCUCGGCGACCGUCGAGGAGAUCGCCGAGGCAGCGUCGGCGGGCGCGUCGGGUCUCUGGUACCAGCUCUACUGGCCGCUCGACGACGACAUCACGGCUAGCCUGCUGGGCAGGGCGCGGCGCGCGGGCUGCAGGGUGCUGGUGGUGACGCUGGACACGCACUCGAUGAGCUGGCGGCCGCGGGACCUAGACCGCGGGUUCCUCCCGUUUGCGGUGGGCAGCGGCAACGCCAUUGGGUUUUCGGAUCCCGUGUUCCGGCGCAAGUUUGCCGCGCAGGUCAGGGAGGGAGGCGAGGAGGAUGAGGACCUUGCCACGCCCGAGGGGAACCCGAUCGCGGCCAGCCUGGCGUGGACGGCCGAGGUCUUCAGCGGCUACGCGCACCGGUGGGAGGAGCUGGCCAGGCUGCGGGCCAUGUGGGGCGAGGGCAACCCCAUCGUGCUCAAGGGGAUCGUGAGCGUCGAGGACGCCAGGCUCGCGCUCCAGCACGGCAUGGACGGUAUUGUUGUGUCGAACCACGGAGGGAGGCAGCUGGACGGAGCUGUGGCGGCGCUGGAUGUGCUGCCAGAGAUUGUGGACGCCGUGGGUGGGAACAUGACGGUCCUGUUCGACUCGGGAGUCCGGUCUGGGGUUGAUGUUAUGAAGGCGCUUUGUCUGGGGGCCAAGGGGGUCUUGGUCGGGAGACCCGUCAUCUACGGCCUUGGAAUAGCAGGCAAGGAGGGUGCCCAGCAUGUCCUCGCCAGCAUACUCGCCGAUCUUGAUCAGUCAAUGGGUCUUGCCGGGGUCAACAACAUUGGCGAACUCACGCGGGACAGGUUACGGAGGGCGCCAGCAGCCAGAGGUUUACUCUGA